Molecule: messenger RNA, 852 nt
Organism: Plasmodium gonderi
Lineage: Eukaryota; Apicomplexa; Aconoidasida; Haemosporida; Plasmodiidae
Product: proteasome subunit beta type-6
Exons: 1
Coding region: 1-852 (283 amino acids)
Cellular component (GO): proteasome core complex
Source: RefSeq, a predicted model, not a curated record
AUGGAAAUCGAAAGUAUAAGAAGAGAAGAAGUGAACUCUUUUUUGUUGGAAAACCUGUACGAUAUUAAAACCCCCAUUUCAGAUGGAACAACAAUUAUAGGAAUUAUUUAUGAACAUGGUGUUAUGCUGGCAUGCGACACGAGAACAUCCUCAGGAACUUUUGUUAGUAACAAAUGUUCUCGAAAAAUAAACAGAAUUAAUGAAAACAUAUAUGUAUGUCGUAGUGGUACUUCUGCUCAUAGUCAGAAAGUUAUAGAACUUAUUAAGCAUUAUUCCCUAACCCUAAAAUGUGAAAACAGAAAAAAAGGAAGAUUUCAUGAAGAUGAAAUAAUAACAGAUGAUAUUAGUAAUGAGGAAGAUAUCGAUUUAAAUGCAAUUAAUAAUUCCUUCAAUUUAGGACAAAACAGUAAUAACAACAAUUUUGUCACGAAACAUAAAUAUUUUUAUGAAGACAAAUUUAUGGAUUUUAAUCCAUUAGUUGAAAAUGUUGCACACAUUACCAAGAAAUUACUUUAUGUAAACAAUAAUUUUCUCUCCUGUGGACUUAUAUUUGGAGGAUAUGAUAAAGUUAAAAAGCAACAAUUAUAUUCAGUUAAUUUAAAUGGAAGUAUCAUCCAAAGGUUUGAUUAUGCUGUUAGUGGAAGUGGUAGUGUAUACAUACAAUCCUACUUACAGGACAAGUACAAAAAAAAUAUGACUAAAAAAGAAUGCUUUGAUUUAAUCCUUGGAUGUGUUAAAUAUGCCAUGUAUAAUGAUAAUAGUAGUGGAGGACUUGUUCGAAUUAUCAACAUCACGAAACUCUUUGUGGAAGAAUUCACAGUAACCAACACACACCUGCACUUUGAUUAUUAG